CCACAGCCACCAAUGGCAACUGAAAACCGCUUUGUUGGUUACUUCGGGUUUGUUUUUUGAUAGAGCCCAGUCGACGGCUGUGGUAAAAGGAUUAAUUAAUACUAUGCUAAUACGUUUUAAUCGUGCUUACGCAUUAGAUCUUUGAUCUCUUGUUUUUUUUAAAGCAAAGGGGAGUAUUUUGCACUUGCACCGCGCUUUUAGUGUUAUGAACAAGAUUUGUAUCAUCAGAAAGGGUGUUGAACUCUCUUUAAAUCUAGCCAAAUUAUAUGUUGUAACAUAGAGGAUUACUGUAUAGGGACGUAAAUGUACCAUCUCAUAACGGCAGAAAAUACUGUCAGAGAUUGCUGCAAGUAAUUAGUACUCAAACUUUAAUCACCAAUUGUUAGAAAAUAUACGUAACGUACGAGCUUAUAUUGUAUUGUUAAACGAUGGCAGCAAGUAUGUCUUCUUUUAAUAAUAUUACAUUGUGCGAGCUAAAUGGGGAGUUAAUAAACCCAAAUGAAAGCAAUAUGUCUUUUCGAAACUUUGAUGAAACGGAUUCUUUUUAUUAUCCCGAUGCCAAGAUUACUGUGGAUAGCCUCAAAAAGUCCCUGGGAAAAAACGAAACCGCUCAGUUAGCAUUUCUGGAACAUUCACAAACAUUAAAGUGUCGCUUACAAACUGCUUAUAAUGGCCAUGGUAUUUAUGGAGCCUUAAAUGAAAUUAACAGCUCGGCAUCUUCGGAGGCAUUGCCAAUGCUUUUUAGAUCAGUUUGUCAGAAUUUGCUUUCUGCUUUAAGAUGGGUUGGUGGCAUGCAACUGCCUAUGUUUCCUCAUUUAAACUUAUCGGAUGAGACUAGUUUAAUCGCAUCAAUUUCACAAAAUAAUGAUUGGAUUGAUAGCCCCAUUCGUUUUAUAUCAUGGCACUGUAAAGCAAAUAAGUUUGCUCUUGCUUUAAAAGAUGACACAGUAAAGGUUUACUACCACAAUAAUGAUUUAGUUCCAACUCUUAAGCAUAAGCUUCAACGCAAUGUAUCUGAUGUUCAAUGGAAACCCUUUGCAGCUUCUCUUUUAGCUGUAGCUGCUCAAACAGCUGUACUAAUUUGGACCAUUGAUCCAUGCUCAUUGUCAUCCCGCCCGUAUUCUGGCUCAGUUCAAGUUCUCUCAUUCAGGAACCACUCUCCUGUAUCGUCUGUGGCUUGGAACCCACAUGGUUACGAUCAGUUGUUCACCUCAUGUGUCCUCAGUUCAGCAAUCUUGGUUUGGAAUGUUGGUUUAAAGAAACCACAAGUUAUCCAGCAUAUUAGCAGAUGUGCAGGAGUUACCAGACUCCUGUUUUCACCUGAUGGAGAAAAAGUUCUUGCAUCAACUCCAUCAUCAUCAUUUAGAGUUUUUGAAACUUCAAUGUGGUCAAAUGAACGUUGGUCACAACUUUCUGGCAGAUUGCAAGCUGCAUGCUGGAACUAUGAUGGCAGAAUACUCUUGUUUUCACUGUUAUCUGAUCCAAGAAUAUAUUCUUUGACAUUUGGCAACUCAAAAAGUUCUGAUCAACUAACUGUUGAUGGCUCGAAACAUGCAACUGUGGUUAUAGAUCUUAGCUCCGAUGAACAAGGGGAUCAAUCAAAUGUUAUUCACUCUAUGAUUUGGGAUGAGUCUGGCUCUCGUUUAGCUGUAAUGUUUGAUAAACAUGAUUUUAGGAGUGCUCGAAUUGCUUUAUUUGCUACAUCAUCUAAUCCUGUCUUCUCCAUUACUCUAAAAGGAUACAUAGAAGGACGAAAUGGUUGCUUGCCACAAUUAAUUGCAUUUAAACCAAACUGCAGUACAGGAGCAUGUCUUACCAUUUGCUAUUCUGAUGGUAACAUAACUUAUGUACCACUGUAUUUUAAACGCUCUCAAAUAGACGUCAAACAAAACCCUUCAAAAUGUUCAAUGCUUAAUUAUUCCACACUGUCCAACCAAGCAUGUUUAAAUACAAGUCCAGCAAUUUGGAGUCAAAAACACGCAAAAAUUAUGUCAGUGUCACCAAGUUGAAACUUGUUAUAAUGGUAUAAACUAUUAUACAUGGGGUUACCAAAUAUACAAGUACAACCAUAAAAUGAUCAUGUUUCGUGAUGUUUAAACUUCCUUUUUGUACCUUGUGGUAGCAUGGGAUAGAUAACAUUUAAAUACAUUGCCAUUUCUAUUUUUUCAAAACUGAAUAAUUUCAUUUAUUUCCCUCUUUCUGUAAAUAG
Ciona intestinalis (vase tunicate) is the source of this 2209-nucleotide messenger RNA. Its product is annotated as aladin. Gene Ontology annotation, biological process: nucleocytoplasmic transport. NCBI's taxonomy places the organism in Eukaryota, Metazoa, Chordata, Ascidiacea, Phlebobranchia, Cionidae. The record is from RefSeq and is a predicted model, not a curated record. Gene Ontology annotation, cellular component: nuclear pore. Gene Ontology annotation, molecular function: protein binding.